UCUUGAAAAGAGUCUCUCUCUGCACUGUUGUGUUGCUAGGAAAUAUCACAGGGACUCGCAAGAAACAAGACAGAUGAAGAGAGGUGGGAUAUGGGAUCCUUCUGGAAGAAGAUCAGGCAGGGGGCUGAAUACAGAUUGCCAUGGCUGAGGAGGAGUGCCACCAAAUGUCUGCCCGAUGGAGGUGCCAUCAACUUCUCAGAGUCACUUCCCCACGAGAAGAUGAGCAGCGGCGUGACGCGCGCGGUGGGAAACGGAGAAGAGGACGACGAAACUAAAGACCGUUGCAAGCAGCUUAGACUCACCCUGCAACAUCAGGAUCAGUCAGGCUACGCCUCAGAACGCCAUAACAGUAAGGAGAGCAGCAUAGCAGUCGUGCUGCCACAGAAACCUGAGGAGCAGGAAGAAGAACCUCGCACAGAAGUUGAAGUCAUCAAGGUUUACCUUGAACGCCGCCCACCGGAAGAAAACAUCAGGAUGCUGACGGACGAGGUGUCACAGAUUCAGGAGGUGAGGUACUGUCUGAAGACUCUGAGAGAGCAGAUGGCAGCCAGGCAGAACAGCAGCACCAACAAGCAUCCAGCCAAUGGCUUCAGAGUCAAUGCACCCGGGAGGAAACCGACUGUCAUCAAUGCCAACAGCGUCCACACCGAUGCUCAUGUUGGGGAUAAUCAGGAGGAGAGCGCGAGACUCAGAGACGUGACCAGACGCCUGUAUGCUCAGCUGAAGGAGAUGGAGAAGCGGCAUCAGGAGGAGAUAGACAGAAUGCAGGCAGAGUCAACGGAGUAUCAGGCCCAUCUGGCUGAGCAGACAGAGCGGCUGCAGAAGGCUGAGAAGCAGUCGAAAGAAAGAGGUCAGCAGGUGGAGGAGCUGCAGAGGCUGCUAGGAAACAUGGAGAUUGAGAACGGCAAUCUCAAAGACAAGAUGGCUGCAGGGGAGGCCGAGCUGCUGCAGCUUAAAGCAGAUAGAGAGAAAGGAGAGAAGGAGCAGAGGUGUGCAGAGCUCGAGAAGGAGGUGGCUGUCCUGAAGGAAAAGAUUCAUCAUCUUGAUGACAUGUUAAUGAGUCAGCAGAGGAAGGUCCGCCACAUGAUCGAACAGCUGCAAAACUCCCGGACGGUCCUCCAGGAGAGAGAUCGAGCCAUCAGGGAUCUGGAGGAGAAGGUGGCUUUCCUAGAAGCAGAGAACAAAGAAAUGCAUGACCACAUGGAGUACUUUCUGGCAGGCCAGGAGCCUCCACCCCCAUCUACUGAGAACAAGCCAGAGGUUGUUUAUAGCAAACCGCUGACACCGACGACUCAGAGCAGCAAAGCCCUCCCAUUCAUCAAAGUCAUUGAGAUCAAAUCGUGAUUGGAGCAACAACCAAAGGAUUUCCUGAAGUUAAAUACUGUGUACAUAUUUAUAUAUUUAACCUCCUACUAGUAUGUAAAAUGUAGUUUUGCAGCAUUUGUUGCUGGCUGUUUUAACAGGCCUCACGCACACUGUGUCGAUACCUCGUUGUUACGUCUGGGGCUGUUCUUUAUACUUCCUUUAGGUUUCCUCAAGCCAAAUCUUAACAGGGAUCCAUGCAGAAUCUGAAUAAGCUGUUUCAGCAGGUCAAACUAAAAGGCAAGUCAGUUAAAAGCUGUUGCUAGUUUAGGUCAAAUGCACAAAUAAUCGCAAUGUUUUUAGUGUUUUCAGCUCUUCUUCCUGACCACAGUCCCUCAGGGUUCAGAGGUCAAAUUCCUCAGUGCUUUGCACCACAUUGCCAAUAGCAAGCGUGCAGUUAUGAUGUCAAUAAUAAAAUAUGAUUUAUGCUUAACUAAAAUUUUUUUUUUUUUGACAGAGUGGGUCAAUGAUACUAAGACAUAGUGCUGUUUUGAUAUAACUUGUUUGAGCUAUGCUGGGAAAGACUGCCACGUACUGCCUCAAUGUGCUUAUUGUACAGGCCAAUCAUGUCUUGUGCUAAAAGGUUAUACAUAAUAAUGCUCAUUUAACUGAUCAACUUGCUUAUUUACAUAAUUGCGCAUUCUUCGCAUUGACUUGGCUGCUUCUUUCUAUAAAAUACUUUGUUGCAGUCCAGAAUGCAUAUUUUUAGUAAGUAACCUUAUACUGUGAACAGUGUAGAUACCUUGAAAUUCAGUCUGUGUCAUUUUGCUGUAAAUUUCAUCCAAUUUUAUUUAAAUGUAAUAAAAGAACUGGUUUAUCCAA
This is a messenger RNA of Archocentrus centrarchus (flier cichlid), 2184 nucleotides long. RefSeq names its product tuftelin 1b (gene tuft1b). Bases 91 to 1344 code for a protein of 417 amino acids. The record is from RefSeq and is a predicted model, not a curated record. The transcript has 13 exons. Gene Ontology annotation, cellular component: intracellular anatomical structure. NCBI's taxonomy places the organism in Eukaryota, Metazoa, Chordata, Actinopteri, Cichliformes, Cichlidae. Gene Ontology annotation, biological process: intracellular signal transduction.